AUGGGGAGACACGGCUUUGGCAUUUGUUUCUUCUUCUCCUCUUUCUUCUUCCUCUUCUUCUCGCACCUGAGGUCUCUUCAGGUCAGCGCUGGAGUCCGGUUGAGAAGCUUCUCAGGCAGAAAUGUGGAAGUUCUUCCUCUCUCUCCACUUCGGUGGACGCAGGCGCUUCUUCCUUCCUCUCUCGCUCGCGGCGUCGCCGUUCGAGUCCAUGCCGCGCCAGAGUGUGUAGCCUUUGCAGAAUGCCCUGCUUGGAUCACGGAAAAAGGAACAACGGACCAAGCGCGGAGUGGGCUGUCUCCUCUCUCUCCGUUCCCUUCUUCUUCAUCUUCUUUCUCGUCUUCUCUCCGUUCCUCUCCCUCUUCUCCCUCUUCUUCUUCUUCUUCCUCUUCUUCGUCGGUCCUGUUCUCCUCCGUUGCCACAGCUGUGCAUCGUCCAGGGGAUUUGCUGGCAGCACUCGAGAGUCUGUGUCGAGAGGCGAAUUCUCAUGUUUCCUCCGAUGAGUUUUCCAGUCGACCCAGAGCCUCGAUGUCUUCUUUUCUCCCGCCGCUGCAUGCGUCUACAUCUCUCGGGGGCUCCCGCGGACCGGAGAGGAAAGGGCGUCGCAACGAACAGGGAUGCAUUUUUGGAAAUCGGUCUCUGUUUGCUUCUCGCAUGCAUGUAUCAGAGACAGAACGCGUCAGGAGGAGAGGGAACGUCACGCCUACUGAUCACCUUCCACAACGUCUCUCUUUUGGUGCGUCGUCUUCCCCGCCUCUGCCUUUUUCUGCCUUCUUUCUCCGCGCUUCUGCCUCUCCUCUCUCUCGACCUGCUGUUCGUUUUCUGCCGCCUGCGAGCUCCUCCUUUUCUUCGUCGCGGCUGUUUUCUUCGACUGCGUCUUCUUCUGCCCAAAACGCCGCAGGAGAGAAGAGAGAGACAGGGGAUGAGGGAGAGGAAGACGUACGCUGGAGAGGGCAAGUGCGUUACGCCGACCCUCUGCGAGACGCAUUGGAAGGCCGCGAGACGGCGGCGGAGCGAGAACAAGCGACUUUGUUCAGCAACGACGUUUUCUUCGAGUUCUGCGGAAGCCUGGGGGACGACGAAAGCCUCCAGGAGGCGGCGGACAAGGCCCUUCGAAGGAAAAAGACGAUGCGGAGGCACUUCGACGACAUGCUCGCGUACGGAAGAAGACUGUGCGCGAAACAAAGCGCGAAACGCGAAGAAGAGGCUUCUGCUUCCGACGCAAAAGGCGAACUCUCUGGAGAGAAGAGCGGAGACAGAGACGAGCAAGAGGACGAGGCACCACUCGGGGAACGAGGUCGAGUCCACGCAGGAAGGGAAGAACGCGGCGAAGGUCGCGGCCGAGUGAGCAGACACAAGGCAGGCUCGGAUAAGGAUGGCGGACGCCCCGCAUCCCGAAGAGAAGGCGAAGGCCUGUCGGAGAAGAUCCGCCGGAUCGGAGGAGAAGUCCAGGCUGAAUCUCAAAACAGAAAGAGAGAAGAACAAGCCGGCGACCAGGGAGGAGAGCAAGAAGAGACCCAAGUUUCGUCGAAUUCUCACCACCCAGGAACACGGCGGAACUCGGGCGCACAGAGGGGAAAAGAGUUGAAAGGCGUCCCCUUUCGGACAUCCGAAAAAAACUGUCGCGAACAAGGAAAAACCGAAUCGUCCGCGUCUCCACAUUUGACGGACGCUUCUUCAUCGUCGUUCUCUUCUUCUGGUCCGUCGUCUUCUCAUAACGCAUUUGGGACCUGGUUUGAACUCCACGAAGCGCAGGUGGGUCACUUCAUGAAACGCACGCGCGCGAGAGCUUGGGGAGAGAAACUGAGGAUUGGAGACAAGGAUGUGACGCUGGUGUCUGAGGCCUGGGGUCGUUCUCCGAGUGCGCAAGCAAAGCGCGAACAAGGAGAGCGAAUAUCGAGACAAAAACCUGCGCUUCGCCUCCCGGAAGUGGACGAGAAGGCAGGUGACGGCGGCGUUUUGUUCGACGAUGAAGACGACCAGGACUUGCCAGACAUUGUUCAGUCUCCAAACAGAGCAGCGUGGCUUGAGGAAACCUGGAUCGAAGGAGGAGACUCUUACACACGUUCAUCUUCUUCCGCUUCUUCCUCCUCUUCUUCUUCCUCUUCUUCACAGUGCCUGGAUGGCUUGGACUUCUUCGGCGCCGCCGGCGGGUGGCGCAGCUGCCGCCACACCGCAGAAGAAGUCGACAGCGCUAUGGACGCGAUGGUUGAGGAGACUGAGGGGAGUGCGCGCCGGGAACUGUUCGACGCCUUUGAUGAAAUUUCAGAAAAAGAUGAAGCGAUCAAGCAGUUGCUCGACAGCCGACCCAGACGCCAGACGCGUGCGGCUUGUGGGGUCUUUGGAGAGAGCGAAGAAACCGCAAACGGAGAAGCAACAGCGGCAGAUCUCGCCCAGGGGGAUAACUCCCUCUGGGUGGAGAAAGAAGGCCUUGUGUGGGGAGAAGGGGGAGCGACAGAGGCAGGUUGUGCACUCAACGCGGACAGCAAGGUCGAGGAUGCAAGUUGCUGGCAGAGCCGCUGUGGGGAGGAAGAGGGACAGGAAGGAAGAGCGCGCGGGAGAGUGGACGAAAAUCACUCGGUGGACCCCAAGUCGGGAGGUGUCGACGUGUGGCAAAUUGUGGCACAAGCUACGGAGACAGAACGACCUGACUCUGGCUUCUGGGAAUCCUGA
Messenger RNA from Toxoplasma gondii ME49, 2670 nucleotides. RefSeq lists its product as hypothetical. The record is from RefSeq and is a predicted model, not a curated record. The transcript has a single exon. Lineage: Eukaryota; Apicomplexa; Conoidasida; Eucoccidiorida; Sarcocystidae. Bases 1 to 2670 code for a protein of 889 amino acids.